Messenger RNA from Etheostoma cragini (Arkansas darter), 2154 nucleotides. It is a transcript of the gene napab, whose product is annotated as N-ethylmaleimide-sensitive factor attachment protein, alpha b. The record is from RefSeq and is a predicted model, not a curated record. The coding region runs from base 146 to 1051 and encodes 301 amino acids. NCBI's taxonomy places the organism in Eukaryota, Metazoa, Chordata, Actinopteri, Perciformes, Percidae. The transcript is spliced from 12 exons. Gene Ontology annotation, cellular component: terminal bouton; vacuolar membrane; synaptobrevin 2-SNAP-25-syntaxin-1a complex. Gene Ontology annotation, molecular function: syntaxin binding; soluble NSF attachment protein activity. Gene Ontology annotation, biological process: regulation of synaptic vesicle priming; synaptic transmission, glutamatergic; SNARE complex disassembly.
GAAUGCAGCAGCUUCCGUGUCAAAUGACAGACACACGUCGGGUGACGUGACAAACCAAAACCCACUGCUGCUAGCACCGAUUAGCAAGUUUGUUGACUUUAGCAUUUUCUCGUUCUCCCCUCAACAUAAGAGCAGUGACACGAAAAUGGACAAUAGCGGAAAAGAAAAAGAAGCAACGGCUUUAGUGGCCGAGGCUGAAAAGAAAAUGAAAUCAUCAACGUCGUUUUUCGGAGCGAUGUUUGGAAAAACCUCUUCACAACGGGGUUCCUCCAAGAUGGAAGAGGCCUGUGACAUGUAUGUGAGGGCAGCCAACAUGUACAAAAUGGCCAAAAAUUGGUGUGCUGCAGGAAACGCGUUCUCCCAAGCUGCACGCCUUCAUCUCCAGAUGCAGAGCAAGCACGAUGCAGCCACUAACUUCAUAGACGCUGGAAACGCCUUCAAAAAAGCAGACCCACAAGAGGCCAUAAAUUGCCUAAACCGAGCUAUUGAGAUCUACACCGAUAUGGGGCGCUUCACCAUCGCAGCUAAACAUCACAUCACCAUUGCUGAAAUAUAUGAGACAGAGAUGGUGGACAUCGAUAAGGCCAUUGCUCAUUAUGAACAGGCAGCAGAUUAUUACAAAGGGGAAGAAUCCACCAGUUCAGCAAACAAGUGCCUUCUGAAAGUAGCAACGUACGCCGCUCAGCUGGAGCAGUACCCGAAAGCCAUUGAGAUCUAUGAACAGGUUGGAACUCACGCCAUGGACAGUACUCUCCUGAAAUACAGUGCCAAGGAUCACUUCUUCAAGGCAGCGCUCUGUCACUUCUGUGUAGACAUGCUGAAUGCAAAACUUGCUGUGCAGAAGUAUGAGGAGAUGUUUCCCGCCUUUUCAGACUCUCGAGAAUGCAAGCUGGUGAAGAAACUUCUAGAUGCCUAUGAAGAACAGAACGUUGAUGCCUAUACUGACUCGGUGAAGGAAUUUGACACCAUUUCACGGUUGGACCAGUGGCUCACCACCAUGCUUCUCCGCAUUAAGAAAACCAUCCAGGACGAGGAGAGCGACCUGCGCUGAGCCCCCCCCCCCCUUCCUGCUCCGGACACGUCUCGAGCCCUCUACAGCCGACUUGCAUCCUUCUUCUUUUUGCCUUGAGCGUCUGCCCUGUAUCCUAGCAACAAUCUUACUUGUUUGACCAUUAGGCCCUGGUUUUCCCUCUCAGAUGCUGUGUUUCUUCGCCACCAUCUGCAGUAUUUGUUCUUUCCUUUUUAAUCCGCUUCAGCUCAACGCUCCAAAAAUGGUCCUUACAGGACCGUACGCUACUUUCCCCUGUGUGCACGCCGCACACAGUAUGUUAAUUGUAUAUUGUUAUGAUCAAGGUGUUGGCCCAAUAUUGGUUAAAAUAUUCGUAAUGGGCUGAAAUACCUAAUACUCAUACCAGCACACUUGUAUAAUAAAGUUGUUUUUUAUUUUCUUGUUAUAAAAUGGAUGAGAGGAUGCCAAUUUACUCACUCUGAUCAACAAAAUAGGUUUUCCAGAAUGUUGCCUCAAAAUAAACUCGAAUGAUCAAAAUGACAAUAUAGACUAAAACAAACACACACACACACACACACACAUGUGUUACACAGCACUUCAUGUCAGCUGCAGAGCUUCUCUCCAAGCAGAGAGGCCCAGCGAGAGUUUCUGAGGUUAUUCCAUGUCAAACACCUACUUUGCCUUACACUGCAAAGUUCUCAGGACGUGAACACCUAGAUUUGAUGAAAAAGAAAUCAUGCUUUAAUUUGCUAAUUGUUUCUGUCCUUUCCAUUUAAAGUGCUUUUAUUUCACAAACAAAGGUGAAAGAAGUUCAUCACUUUUGUGAACAUUUGCAUGGUUUGGUAAGCAUGAGAAAACUAGAGCAGCCGUUUUCCAUUGUAUAGGAGUUACUUCUUAUGUGUAUGUGUUUUUUUUUUUAGGAAAGUCUUAUUUGUUUGUUUUUUCUGUCAUAACUAACCAGGCUGAAGAAAAGGCCUGAAUGGAAUGCAAUACAUUGAAAAAAAUGAGCUUUACUGAUCUGAACACUGUGCGUAUGUACCGGUGAUUUGUCAUGAGACAUUUUACUUAAAUAAUGUGUCCAACAGUGACUAACCCUGUCAAACGUUUGAAUAAACCUGUCUCAGACAUCCUGCGCGUGGCCUCCA